AUGGGAGAUCUCUACUCUUCCUUGUCCAACCCUGCAAACUACAGGAACCGCCUCGGAGCUCAACGCCAUGAUAGCCUCGCCAUCCCACGAGACUUCUCAACGUCGCCUCUGGAGCAUCUAGAUCUAUAUUGGGACUCCUACCUCGACUGCAGCCCCUUCGAGCGCGCCUUCGAGUUCGCACCCAAUCUUCGGAUUUUGAGAUUCAAUGUUCCCCAUCUCACGCGGUGGAAUUUCCCCUGGUCGCAGCUCACAACCCUUUGCAUCGGAGAAGUCAUCGACGACAAAAACCCGGUCCCUCUGGAUAUCCCGUGGCUUUUAGUCACCUUGUCACAAUGUCUAUCACUCGAAUUCCUUGCCAUAGCGUCUCAAGAUAUCAGUCCGUGCAUGCCUCUGCCCUCUGCAGAGCACGUAGUAUUGACCAGAGUACGAGAGGCACACUUCGAUUCUUGGGAUGCCAAUGUCCUCGAUAUUUUACUUCGCGUUAUAUCAGUCCCGUCUGUCCAAAAGCUCUCAUUCAACGAGAGCACAUGCGGACCUUUACCAUCAGACGGUGAUUCGUUCAUGAGAUUCAUCUCAAACCAUGCCGCGACCUUACAGGAGCUCCUCACGAAUCAAAUCGGAAUUAGUAACCAAACGCUCCUUCGCUGUUACGGAUGCGCAACCAAUCUCUCUCACAUCCAUCUGUUUUGUCUGACCGUCACUCAGAAUUCGAACGAAAUCCUGCGCGGUCUUGUUCUGCGGUUCAGGGAUGAUGGCACGCCCUUGGAGGGUCAGAACAUUCAGCUGCAGAGAUUGACGCUGCAUUUCGGAGUGCCAGACGAUCCAGACGAUCCAGAAGACCCGUCUACACGCCCGCCCAUGUACGGUAUAGAAACCCGUAUGGAGGAUCUUGUCGAACCUUUUCUGGACAUCAUCAGGUCGCGCUGGAACCCGCGAACGAAUGCCGUAUUACGCUCCGACAAUGCGACACCCGUCGCUGUUUUGAAUACUGUUUGUAUCGAUGACCGCACGUUGGAGUGGAUGAAGAAGAGGGAUCCUGGGCGUUAUGGGUGUUUGAUGAAAGCUGUUGAUGAAGGGUUGACUCUGAUCAAUGAAGUUAGGGGACGCGGUGUCUGGCCAGACUUGCCUCAGUAG
Messenger RNA from Stereum hirsutum FP-91666 SS1, 1134 nucleotides. RefSeq lists its product as uncharacterized. The transcript has a single exon. The record is from RefSeq and is a predicted model, not a curated record. Lineage: Eukaryota; Fungi; Basidiomycota; Agaricomycetes; Russulales; Stereaceae. The coding region runs from base 1 to 1134 and encodes 377 amino acids.